Messenger RNA from Strongylocentrotus purpuratus (purple sea urchin), 2093 nucleotides. RefSeq names its product protein IMPACT (gene impact). The record is from RefSeq and is a predicted model, not a curated record. The transcript is spliced from 11 exons. Gene Ontology annotation, molecular function: protein binding. Bases 104 to 1036 code for a protein of 310 amino acids. Gene Ontology annotation, cellular component: cytoplasm. Gene Ontology annotation, biological process: regulation of translational initiation. NCBI's taxonomy places the organism in Eukaryota, Metazoa, Echinodermata, Echinoidea, Camarodonta, Strongylocentrotidae.
UUUGAACACAGACUAAUAUUCACGACAAAAAUUUACAAAGACGAAAAAAGAGCUGAGAAUCUACGCCCUGUUGCAAGUAAAAGACAUUUAAGAGCCACUGGAAAUGGAGGAGGAUGACCUUACAAAACAGGUUGAUGAGAUUGAAGCGAUGUCAGCCAUUUAUGGAGAUGAUUGGUGUGUCGUGGAUGAAAUUAACAGGAUCUAUAGCAUUACCAUCUCGUAUGAAAACGAUAAGGACAUGAGAAUAAGUCUCCAGGUCCUUCUCCCUGAUGAGUAUCCAAGUAAGGUUCCUCCAGUAACUGAAUUAAGUGCUCCCUGGUUAUCAGGUGGUAACAGAAUACUGCUAGAGUCUGGCCUGGCACAAGUUUGUUUAGAAAACAGUGGAGAGAGUGUACUCUAUCUGAUGGUCGAAAGGAUACAGGAAUUUAUGGCAGAAAAUGCAACAAUUAAUGAAGACAAAGAAAGUGAAAAUUCUUCAGCUACCAAAAUAGAUUUUGAUGAGGAUAGGAGUGACCAUACAAUAGACCAACUUGCCUCAUCACUUGAACAAUUCCAUACCACAAAGACAUUGAUAAGUAACCAUGGUCCCCAAACUAUAGAGUUGCCUCCACUCGUCCAUGGUGACACCAUUACAGAUAGGAAAAGCACAUUUCAAGCACACAUAGCAUUCCCAGUAGUAGAAGCAGAACAAGUUAAAUGUUUACUUCAUAAGCUGCGUGAAAACAAGAAAAUAGCACAUGCCACUCAUAACGUAAUGGCAUACAGGAUAUACAAGGAGGAUCAUGAUUCCUUCAUCCAGGACUGUGAUGAUGAUGGGGAGACUGCAGCAGGUGGAAGGCUUCUUCAUCUACUGCAGAUUGUUGAUGCAAGGAAUGUUAUGGUGGUAGUAUCAAGAUGGUAUGGAGGUAUUCAUCUAGGACCUGACAGAUUCAAACACAUCAACAAUGCAGCUAGGAGUAUACUAAACAGCUCAGGAUUCAUACAAAAUAAGGAUUCCACACCGAAGUCAAAGAAGACCAAGUCUAAAAACAGAUGACAAAACCCCUUAGUAUUCUCAAGAUACAUAUAUAUUUAAUGAUAAAGAUGAUUUUAUGUAGCUGUUAAUUGACAUAAUAAAUAGAUAUGGGAGUGACAGAAUAAGGAAGAAAUAAAUAGAGGGGAGAGACUGUGUCAUGGGAGAAUGUUCAGCAGGAUUGUUAACUCGAGUAAAAAAAAAUUAAGUUUGACUAAAUACUGUGGAAACAUGAAACAAAGGCUUGUCAUGAAGGUUGUUUAAAUGACUCAACCAGGAUUAAGAGCCAUUUACAGUACUUCUUUACUUAAAUUGAAUGCCUCUUGAAGAAAUAUUUGUUUAGGAAAGACAAAGCGUAAUGUAAUCCCGUCUGAAUUUCAGUUUUGUAAGAAACAUUCAUUUCGGUGUUUGCUCUCGUAAUUUUUGUGCUACCCGAAUGCUUUCAGACUUUGGUUCACAGCCUAAUUACUUGUAAAUGACUGGCAAUAUGUGUACUUUCAAAUUCCUGACUAUAUUGAAAGUCUUGUUAUCCUAGAGAAAAUACUGUAUAGGCCCGACACCUCGCAAUGAAACUAUCAGCUUAUCAAUGAAAUUGAAACCUUGUUUAUCUGAAAUGGUGUAACAUUUUUUGAUGGAAGACCAAUAUUUUUAAUCUAAUUUUGACCUCAUCUUGCAAUCCAGCUAGCCAAACAUUCACUGCUUUCAUGAAACUCUCCAAUACAUUUAACUGAGGUCGACUAUUUUUAGAACAUGUUCUUGGACUGUGGUGCUGUACAAAGGCACAUGGUUUGACUGAAAGAAACAAAAAAUUGUGCAAUAAAGUCAGUGGCUCAAUACAAUGUAAAUUUGUGUGAAGGUUGGAAAGAAAUAUAGAUUUGUUUACCGUUUCAUAUCUAGUAUAAUAUUUGACGUAUGGACAAAAUCAUAUUGUCUAUACAUCAUUGAAUUGAAUUAAGUUCAUCUCAUUUGAAAACAGUACCGGUAUACCUUUGCUCUUGAAUUUGUCUUCCAACUUUUUAAUCUGUAAAUUGAGAUGAUAUACAAUAUAUUUCUAUUAAAAACAAUAUUUGAGUUUAUCACA